AUGGGUGUUUGUAUGAGCCAAGAAGAAGAAAUCCGACAAUUAACUUUGAAUGCCGCUCCAAAUUACAUCAAAGAGAAGGAAGAGCCGAAGCUUGCACCGGAGCAUACCAUCUACAAUUACGACUGCAGUAAAAAAGAUCGAGAGAAAUUGGCUGUGCUCAGCUGUCCACAUUCCGUCGGCUUCCAUCCGGAUCGUCUUGCUAUCGUCGAUUUGGAUGAAAGCAGCGAAAAUUACUGCAAGGUAUGA
Messenger RNA from Cylicostephanus goldi, 246 nucleotides. NCBI's taxonomy places the organism in Eukaryota, Metazoa, Nematoda, Chromadorea, Rhabditida, Strongylidae. The record is from the annotation of a GenBank genome assembly.